This is a messenger RNA of Rasamsonia emersonii CBS 393.64, 1863 nucleotides long. RefSeq names its product Signal peptide peptidase. The transcript has a single exon. Gene Ontology annotation, biological process: membrane protein proteolysis. The coding region runs from base 1 to 1863 and encodes 620 amino acids. The record is from RefSeq and is a predicted model, not a curated record. Lineage: Eukaryota; Fungi; Ascomycota; Eurotiomycetes; Eurotiales; Trichocomaceae. Gene Ontology annotation, molecular function: aspartic endopeptidase activity, intramembrane cleaving. Gene Ontology annotation, cellular component: lumenal side of endoplasmic reticulum membrane; membrane; cytoplasmic side of endoplasmic reticulum membrane.
AUGACGACGGUUAGCCCCUUUGCGGAGUUCCUAGGACAAGUGCUCUACCAGUUCGAGAUCAUCAGGCCUCUCCUUCCAACAUAUGGCCAUCUGAUUCUGUCCGCCCUGUUUCCAAUCUAUACGGGAGCCCAUGCGUCUCUAUCAAGGCCGUCGUCGGCCGCCAAACCGCCGAAGAAGAUCAAGGACGAGUCUGGAGACGAGGACGAAGAUGAAGGGAAAGAUAAUCUGCAAAAGAUGGAAGGCUUGGAGCCAUCAGACGCUCUGAUGUUCCCUUUGAUGGCUGGUCUUACGUUAGGCGGCCUUUACCUAAUCAUCAAAUGGUUGGAGGAUCCGGCCAUUCUGAACAAGAUCCUGAGCUGGUACUUCUCUCAGGUGGGCAUAUUCUUUGCUACGGCUUUUCUCAAAGAUGGCCUUUUGGUAUUAAGGUCAUUCGUUUUCCCUUCGCGUUACCGGUCUGGUGGACGCAUUUGGAAAGCCAAACAAUCGCAACAUAUUUUUGCAGUUGUUGAAGAGGAGGACAAUCCAAAUCAGCAGAGCGUACAUGUCCGUCACUCACCACUUCCAGGGAUUCUGGGGGCCAUUCCUUUACCAAGCUUGGUAUUAAGCUUUCUAUGGUUCUGUCGCGGCCUUGCAUAUCAGAAGGUCACUUUGCGGGCUCAUGUGCGUGGUGUGCUGGAUAUCAAGAGUCGGUUUGGUCUUCUUGAUGCCACCGGAGGAGCUAUAGCUCUAUCUGCUGUCGCUUAUUUCGCUUUCGUGACCAAGCCAUGGUGGUUGACUAACCUCCUAGGUUUCAGCUUUUGUUAUGGCGCCCUGCAGUUCAUGUCGCCUUCCACCUUCUGGACAGGAUCCUUGAUUCUGGGCUCACUGUUCUUGUACGAUAUCUAUUUCGUCUUCUUCACUCCAUUGAUGGUGACAGUAGCGACGAAAUUGGAUGUCCCAAUCAAGCUGUUAAUUCCCCGUCCACCAAGCCCCGAUGAAGCCCCGGACACGAUAUCGCUGGCCAUGUUGGGAUUAGGCGACAUUGUGAUCCCAGGUAUGAUGGUGGGUUUGGCAUUGCGCUACGAUCUCUUCCUCUAUUACAAGCGCAAGGGUAUCCAAAAGGCACAAGCUGCAGGCACAGGCGAAAAAUUCAUUAAACCUCAGUACCAAACUGCGACAGGCGGUUGGGGGGAGCGCUUUUGGGCUCGACAAAAGCCCUCUCACGAGCCCCGGUUCCAUCCUCCGUACCCGGAUGCUCAAUCGUUUCCGAAGACCUAUUUCUAUUCCAGUCUUGUUGGCUACACUAUCGGCAUGGUUGUCACCCUAUUGGUGAUGCAAUAUUCGAACCAUGCCCAACCAGCUCUCCUUUAUCUUGUCCCAGGUGUUCUCAUCUCACUGUGGGGUACAGCACUCGUGAAAGGCGAGCUUCGUUCAAUGUGGGAGUUUUCCGAUUCCACAGAGGACGAGGAGGAUGAAAGCGCCAAGGACAUUAAGCGGGAGGAGAAGCAGGGAAAUGCUGACAAGGGUAUCCGUCGGAGUCUAUUUUCCCGCAUAUUGUCCGGCGAUAUCAAAGGUCUUCCGGGCGUUUUGGAGGGGGUGAAGACUGAGAAGGACACCAGGUCGCCUGUUCCGCCAGAUAACAAUGCCUCCGAGGCUGCUGCGGGAGCGAGCCACGUCCCGAAAACUGAACGCAAGGAGACAGAUCUAAUCUCGUUCUCGAUCUCCUUGCCAAGAAGGAAGGCGCCUCAUCUACGAAAAGAUUUCGUAUCCAACAGCACCACAUCUGCGGUUGAACCAAAAGGGGCUGCAUUGUCGUCUGCAAUCGAGCGGGACGGCGAGCCUCCGGCUAAGAAGAGACGACCCAGUCCUAAAAAUGACCGGUGA